Molecule: messenger RNA, 654 nt
Organism: Nothoprocta perdicaria
Lineage: Eukaryota; Metazoa; Chordata; Aves; Tinamiformes; Tinamidae
Product: olfactory receptor 52E4-like
Exons: 2
Coding region: 1-654 (217 amino acids)
Biological process (GO): G protein-coupled receptor signaling pathway
Cellular component (GO): membrane
Molecular function (GO): G protein-coupled receptor activity; olfactory receptor activity
Source: RefSeq, a predicted model, not a curated record
AUGUCGUCUCUGAACACCAGUGCCUUCGCCCAGCAUCCUUCUUUCGUGCUGCUCGGCAUCCCUGGGCUGGAGCAGGAGCAGUUCUGGAUCGCCUUCCCCUUCAGCAUUCUCUACGCYAUUGCCGUGCUGGGCAACACGGCCCUGCUCGUCUUCAUCAAGAGCGUGCCCAGUCUGCACGAGCCCAUGUACCUCUUGGUGGCCAUGCUGGCCUUCACCGACCUGGUGCUCUCCACAUCCUCCCUGCAUGCCUACUGUGAGCACAUGGCGGUGGCGAAUUUGGCCUGUGGGGACACCAGAGUCAAUGUCAUUUAUGGCCUCUUUGUAGCUUUUGUGGUGGUGGUUUUUGAUGUGAUGCUGAUAUUUGUGUCCUACACCAUGAUCCUGCGAGCAGUCUUGAGGCUGCCAUCCACAGAGGCAAGGCUCAAGGCCUUCAGCACUUGUGCAUCCCAUGUCUGUGUCAUGCUGACCCUUUACAUCCCUGCCCUCUUCACUUGCCUCACCCACCGCUUUGGACAGCGCGUCCCUCACCAUGUCCACAUAGUGGUGGCUGUUCUCUACAUGCUACUGCCCCCCGUGUUAAAUCCCAUAAUUUAUGGGGUGAGAACCAAGCAGAUCCGGGACAGAGUGGUCCUGCUCCUCUUCCAGCGGAAGUGA